Paramisgurnus dabryanus is the source of this 4466-nucleotide messenger RNA. The record is from RefSeq and is a predicted model, not a curated record. Lineage: Eukaryota; Metazoa; Chordata; Actinopteri; Cypriniformes; Cobitidae.
UCUUCGGCGCGUUAAUGAUGCGCUCGGGCGCUUGGAGACGCUCAGGUAUCUCCAGGGACAAUUAGGUUGAGACGAAUCCGAAGUUUCUGUGGAGAUGCGUUCUGUUGUGCGUGAAGCAAAGCUUCGCACUUCCCAGUCAACAGUGCCAAAAGCAGACAGACGGAUGGAUUUCAUGCUUUGCGAGAUAGAUGGAUAAACAAAAAAGAUGGAUGCUGACGUUUCUGUAGGCUGACAGGAGAAACGAACAUGCCACCAGUAAAACACACAAUUUGCUGGAAACGCAAAGGAACUGUUGGUGUUUUAUCGUGUCCUUGUGUUUUUCCUUAAGGUUAACAACAUGUUGCACACAAGUGAUAACAAGAUACAUGUGGCCAGUAACCUUAUGGAUAUGGACCAGGACCCUCGUAAACGACUCUACUUCUCUGAUGGGCGAAGAAAAGUGGACUAUGUGCUCGUCUAUCACUACCGAAAGAGGUCCCUUGUCAGGGGGUCCCCUAGUCAACAUAGACUGUCUAUCAUUUCUAAUGGAAGUUAUCCUUUGGGAGUGGAAGAGAAAGACCCAGAGGGAGGGAAGGAGGAACCCGCAGAGGUGGUGUUGAACAUCGGACCCCCAGACCCAGCUGAUGGGGAGAAAAUCAUAAUCCGAGAGGAGUUUGAGGGCAAUUUAAAGGAAGCUGGGCUGGAAAUUGAGCAUGAUAAAGAGAGCAAAUUCCACGGCCAUGCUUUCGUUCGCCUACAUGCACCUUGGAACGUGCUGAGCAGAGAGGCAGAGUUUCUCAAGAUCAAGGUGCCCACAAAGAAGAGUUACGAGUUGAGGGAAGAUAAAGGUCUAGUUGCCACCAUGAACGAAGUGUGGCGCAAGAUAAAUCGACCGUUCCAGCCCAACGUUCCCCAUCAGGAGCAAGAGAACAGCCGCACCAAGUUCCUUUCUCACUGUUUCUCCCGGGACAAGCUCCAUCUGUACAACAUCAAGUCAAAAGACACUUUCUUUGAAAAUUCCACAAGGAGCCGAAUAGUGUACGAAAUCCUCAGACGUACUGCCUGCACACGGACCUGCCAAACCAUGGGUAUCACCACGCUAAUAGCUAAUGGCGUUUACGAUUCAGCCUUCCCACUGCAUGAUGGGGACUUUCGGCCCACUGGUCAGGCUGAAGGAAAGAAUGACAGACAGUUGUUACACGAUGAAUGGGCAAGAUACGGCGCUUUUUACAAGUAUCAGCCUGUUGAUCUCAUCAGGAAGUACUUUGGCGAGAAGAUAGGUCUCUACUUUGCUUGGCUUGGUCUCUAUACUCAGUUGCUUAUGCCUGCAUCUGUGGUGGGCAUCAUUGUGUUCUUCUAUGGCUGGGCCACUGUGGAUACAAAUAUACCCAGCCAGGAGAUGUGUGAUGACGGCCAGAACUUUACCAUGUGUCCCCUCUGCGAUCGUGCAUGUGACUACUGGCAUCUGAGCACAGCGUGUGGCACAGCGCGUGCCAGCCAUCUCUUUGACAACCCGGCCACGGUGUUCUUUGCAAUCUUCAUGUCCCUUUGGGCCGCCAUGUUUCUUGAGCACUGGAAGCGCAGACAGAUCAGUUUGAACUAUAGCUGGGAUCUGACAGGCAUGGAGGAAGAAGAGGAACAUCCCAGACCCAAAUAUGAGACGAUUCUCCUUCAGAAGAGACAAAGAAAAAAGAAAAAUAAGAUCACCAAAAAUGAGCCUGAGAGAGGUGUGGAGGAGAGCGGGGAACUGGGCAAGGACAAAUGGAGACAAAGGUUACUGUCAGCUAUGGCAGCUGGGAAUCCGCCUGGACACGAGAAGCUAACAUGGAGGGAUCGACUGCCUGGCUAUUUAAUCAACAUUUCCUCCAUUCUCUUUAUGUUUGGCGUGACCUGCGCGGCUGUGUUCAGUGUGGUAAUUUAUCGCGUCACAAUCUCUGCACUCAUGGCGAUGAACCCAGACCCAGAAGUCAAGUCCAACGUGCGAGUGACCGUAACGGCCACCGCAGUCGUCAUCAACCUGGUGGUUAUUCUCAUCUUGGAUGAGAUCUACGGAAUGGUGGCCGCCUGGCUUACAGAAUUGGAGAUCCCCAAAACAGAGACCAACUUUGAGGAACGUCUGAUUCUGAAGGCUUUUCUUCUUAAGUUCAUGAAUGCUUAUGCACCUAUCUUCUACGUGGCCUUCUUCAAAGGGAGGUUUGCAGGCCGACCCGGUGACUAUGUUUAUAUCUUCAAUGACUACCGUAUGGAGGAGUGUGCUCCUGGAGGCUGUCUUAUUGAACUCUGCAUCCAGCUAAGCAUCAUCAUGCUGGGGAAGCAGCUUAUUCAGAAUAACAUCUUUGAAAUCGGUAUUCCAAAGCUGAAGAAGCUAUGCCGCACUUUGAAGGACAAGGAACGUGACCCCGAGGAGAUUGUGGAGCAGCCGGGGCGCCGCCAACAAUGGCACCUGGACUACGACCUGGAGCCUUUUAAUGGCCUCACACCUGAAUACAUGGAGAUGAUCAUUCAGUUUGGUUUUGUGUCGCUCUUCGUGGCCUCAUUUCCACUGGCUCCACUUUUCGCCCUCUUAAACAACAUCAUCGAGAUCCGCCUCGACGCCAAGAAGUUUGUCACAGAACUUCGCAGACCAGAUGCCGUGAGGGCCAAAGAUAUUGGAAUCUGGUACAACAUCCUGAGUGGUUUGGGAAAGUUCUCAGUUAUCAUCAACGCCUUUGUCAUCGCCUUCACAUCAGAUUUUAUCCCCCGACUGGUCUACCAAUACAUUUACAGUGAGACGGGGACCAUGCAUGGCUUUAUCAAUCACACCCUCUCUUAUUUUAAUGUCAGCAACUUCAAAGCAGGAACCACACCUGCCAUUUCCAGUCUUAACACAGACAUCAUAGUCUGCAGGUACAAGGAUUACAGAGAACCACCCUGGUCAACUGAACCGUAUCAGUUUUCCAAACAGUACUGGUGUGUUCUAGCAGCUCGGCUGGGCUUCGUUAUUUUGUUCCAGAACCUUGUGAUAGCCAUGAGCAUGCUUGUGGCCUGGGUCAUCCCGGAUGUGCCCAAGAACAUCAGCGAACAGCUGAAGAAGGAGAAGACUCUUUUGGUGGAUGUCUUCCUGAAUGAGGAAAAGGAGAAACUUCAGCUUAUCCAGAGCCUGUUCUCCAAAGACCUGACCCAGGAACAUCAGGAGGAGCUACAUGUCCCGGAUCAGACCGCUCUGCCCCUCCAACAAGCCCAGCCUGGAGCGGCCCUGCCCACCCCUGCUCCAGCCUCGACCGCUCCCCGAACCCGACCCAGAGCGGCGAGCUUCAGUCAGUUUACUCGCCAGAUGUCCAUGUCUCCCCGCAGUGACAUCACCCAGCACACGGCUGUGUAAGGGCGGUCGGGUGCGCGGAUUUGUGCGAUUUGACGGGCGCAGCGUCUUUCACCAUGCCUGAAGGGUGGAUUUUGAAAAUUGCGAGUGCGAGAAGAGUUUGAAGCCGCUGUGUUUGGAGUUUUGGGAACAUGAUGUCCUCUGUCUUCUGUUUUUCUGUGGAGCAUCAUGGGAUCGUCUUCUUUCGGUGACUGAACUUGUACGGCUGGUUUUUAAAGCCUCAGAUGUUCUUCAGGGUCAUCUGACACAUGAAGUUGCCACAGAGCCUAGCUUCAAUAGGACGGCUUACAGAUGCUAUCAUUCCAUGCGCGUUAGUGUUUGAUGAGCACGGUAUCACAAACAGGUGCUGGAAUCCCUCGAACCACGUGGAAUGUUUUGUUUUUCCCUGAUCUUGUCUCAAACAAGGGUGUUUAUGGGCGCAAACUCAAAGAGUCGGGCAUGUUUGGUGGACUCCCAUAGACUUUGCAUAAUCUGUACAUGCUGUCCAAAUGCAAACUGCCUUGCACACUGAUGUAGCAAAUAGCAGCAAAUAAUAAACCUUUCAUUUUCUCAGGAAACAGCGUCACUGUAGGCUGUAUUGUUUCCAUAAAUAUGACCUUUCUUGAUUUAAUAACAAGUAUGAUACGUGUUAGUAAGUUAAGGUGCGUAAAUCACAUUUGCUGUGCAAACUACAUGGUACUACAAUGUAUUCUGUAAUAUGAAACGUGGCAAAAAAUGUACUGUUUAAUCUUAUUUAAGCGAUGCCGCCUCAUAAUGUAACACAUGAACUGAAAUCCAAUGUACAAGCACAAUUAAGGCAACUUGUAAUUAAAUUUGCAUUUUGUCAAUCAACACAUUUAUGCUAUUUCUGCUUCUGAAGAUGGUGAAGGGCUUCAUCUGUGGUCACAGUAGAUCACACAGCGUAGAUUGUGAAACAGCUGGUCUUUUUGUGCCAUGUCAACUAUAAUCCUCCCAUGAAUUCACCGUCACCAGGCAGUGUGGGAGGGGAGGCUGGGGACACUUGUCCUUCAGGGAGGAAACAGGGGAACAGGGAUGUAUGUUGUGUGCCAACAUCUGGUCAUCAAGUCAUCAUUCUGUAUGCCUCGUAGGAUUUAAUACUCAUGCAAGAAGAAUAAAUAUUAAAUCCCAA